This is a messenger RNA of Larimichthys crocea (large yellow croaker), 2960 nucleotides long. Its product is annotated as very-long-chain (3R)-3-hydroxyacyl-CoA dehydratase. Gene Ontology annotation, cellular component: endoplasmic reticulum membrane. Lineage: Eukaryota; Metazoa; Chordata; Actinopteri; Sciaenidae. Gene Ontology annotation, molecular function: 3-hydroxyacyl-CoA dehydratase activity. The transcript has 12 exons. The record is from RefSeq and is a predicted model, not a curated record. Gene Ontology annotation, biological process: very long-chain fatty acid biosynthetic process; sphingolipid biosynthetic process; fatty acid elongation. Bases 104 to 1210 code for a protein of 368 amino acids.
AGGACCUCCUCCCGGAUGUACGCCCCAUCAUCGCCUCACGUCCCCUGUGCAGUGUUUGCAGGGGGGUUGUCAGCUGAGACAGAGAUCUUCCUGUGGCAUGUAGAUGUCCUCCAGCAGCAGCGUGACGAUGCAGACCCUCACCCCGCAUGUGUACUGGGCUCAGCGGCACGGAGACAUCUUCCUCCGGGUGGAGCUGAGCGAUGCCUCGAAUCUCGACAUCAGCCUGCAAGAAAACAACACGCUUCAGUUCAGAGCGCAGGGCCAUGGAGCUAAAGGAGAUAACGAAUACGAGUUCAGUUUGGAGUUCCUGGAAGCCGUUCGCCCCGAGGUCAGCCACAGGUCCACCCAGCGUCAGGUGGACAUCAAGAUCAAGAAGCAGGUGGAGCGCUGGUGGGACCGGCUGACGCUGCAGGAGAAGAAGCCUCUGUUCCUGGCCCCCGACUUCGACCGCUGGCUGGACGAGUCCGACGCCGAGAUGGAGCUUCAGGCUAAGGAGGAGAAGAUCAACAGGAUCAGCGUGGAGUCGAGAGUUCGUAAAGACCCGUACCUCGGGCUGAAGAGAGGCUACCUGUUCAUGUACAACCUGGUGCAGUUCCUGGGAUUCUCCUGGAUCUUUGUCAACAUGACUGUUCGCCUCUUCAUACUUGGUCAAGAUUCCUUCUACGAUACCUUCCACACCACGGCCGACAUGAUGUACUUCUGUCAGAUGAUGGCCGUGCUGGAGGUCAUCAACCCGCUGCUGGGUCUGGUUAAGACUGGAUUCUUUCCUGCUAUGAUACAGGUGGCCGGCAGGAACGUCAUCCUGUUCGUCAUCUUCGGCAGUCUGGAGGAGAUGCAGAACAAAUCUGUCGUCUUCUUCGUCUUCUACCUGUGGAGCACCAUCGAGAUCUUCAGGUAUCCGUUCUACAUGCUGGCCUGCAUCGGCACAGAGUGGAAGCUGUUGACGUGGUUGAGGUACAGCCUGUGGAUCCCUCUGUACCCGCUGGGAGUCGUGGCUGAAGCUGUGGCCGUGAUCCAGUCCCUGCCGAUCUUCGAUGAGACCCUCCUGUUCAGCUUCCCCCUCCCCGCUCUGCUCGGACACUCUCUGAGCUUCUCCUACACGCUGCAGCUCUACCUGGUCCUCAUGUUCCUGGGACUCUUCAUCAACUUCCGGCACCUGUACAAGCAGCGGCGGCGACGAUACCGCUCGAAGAAAAGGAAAGUCCACUAAGUGAUCAGCGCCUUUUUAUUGUGCACCCUCUGAACUGCAGUCCACUCCAAGACGAAGCAGCUCACUCCUUUUCCUCUGAUUGCCUUCCUACACACACACACACACACACACACACACACACACACACACACACACACACACUGAGUGAACUGUUCACCUUCUCCAGACCAAAUCCUGUAAAUCCCGCUGAAGCACCUGGCCUGACGUGUACAGCAGAGGUACACCGUGUCAUCAUAACAUUUAUUGGGCCUAAUUAGUUCAAAUGUAUUCGUCUGUAUCGAUGUGAUCAAUGUCAGAGCUCCACCAAAGAGCCAAGGAAGCUCGCUGAGGAGUUCAUUAAAGUAAUUUACAGAUAGUUCAUCGAGUAUUUGGAACAUUUCAACAGAAAGUUUAGGCAGUCCGUCACCAAACGAUGCCAAACUUGAUGGAUCAGAGUUGUCCGAUAAGUCAGGUCGACGCUUUUAGGACGUUUUUUUUCUGGAUCCUUUAAUAUUCUGCGGCCCCGGGUGUGAAGCUCUGACGGGCCUGAUGUGGCCCUCGGGCCUCCGGUUGAUGACCCCUGCUGUACGGGUCCAUCCAGUGCUUUAUACUGUGAGUUUGAGUUGUGUGUGUGUCUGCAUCACUGUUUAAAGACUUCUUUCACUUUGUUUGAGAUGGUUCUGCUGAUUUUCAUGUUGGAGACACGAGCAGUCCGUUACGUGUCCGUUAGAAAACCAGUUUUCACUACGUUUAUAUUUUUACAUUAUUUCUAAAAUGGAGGUCCUCAUCCUCAUUUAACACAUGAACUUCACAGUGACCGUUUAUUAACCUUCACAUGUCAUUAUGUUAUAUUGUUGAAGGAAGUGUCACGACGUUUGUUUUAAUGUCCGAACAUUUGACGACAGUCUGGAGUCCGUGCACGUUGGUUUGAACUUGCAGAUUGUUGGAAAAUGGAUCAGCAGCGAUGUGAAGUUCACACGAGUCGACUUCCACGAGCUGAUAGAAAUGAUGUCAGAGGCCUCGGCAUGGUUUACUAGUUUCUAGUUUACUAGUUUCUAGUUUCUAGUUUACUAGUUUCUAGUUUACUAGUUUCUAGUUUACUAGUUUUCUAGUUUACUAGUUUCUAGUUUACUAGUUUCUAGUUUACUAGUUUACUAGUUUCUAGUUUUCUAGUUUACUGUUUCUAGUUUACUAGUUUCUAGUUUACUAGUUUACUCGGCAUGGAAACACUGUGGCUCCGAUUGAAAUCUUUGUUCUUCUCAGACCGCUUUGAAUAUCAACAAACUCAUGCAAAUCAGUGUAUACGGAAAUAUUUACACACACACACACACACACACACACACACACACACACACACUGACCUGUGCUCAUACCUCAUGCCCAUAAAAAGUUUUUUUUCUUCUGGUCCUGUGAGGUCGUCACACGUCGAUCUUCUCUCACUUCCUGUGACUGUGCAGAACAGGAGGAAGUUUAAAGGUUCAUAAAAACUUAUGAGACGGUUUCAAUCACAGUGAAAUGAAGAAAGGCAUCAGUGUAAACUGAACUGAGCCGACCUCCUUGUCUUUGUCUGUUCACCUUGGAGCCUUCUCUCUCUCUCUCUCUCUCUCUUCGUUUGUUUCUGUAUUUAUUUGUUAUUUGUUUGUUUUUUUCAUUUGUUUGUUUCAGAUUGAUUUUUUUAAAGAUGUGAUUGAUUGAUUCAGACAUUUCAAAAUGCUUCGUUUGUAAAUCACAAUCAUGAUUUCCUGAUAAAAAUAAAAAAAACAUCAGAGUU